This is a messenger RNA of Acipenser ruthenus (sterlet), 896 nucleotides long. RefSeq names its product guanosine-3',5'-bis(diphosphate) 3'-pyrophosphohydrolase MESH1-like. Lineage: Eukaryota; Metazoa; Chordata; Actinopteri; Acipenseriformes; Acipenseridae. Bases 123 to 692 code for a protein of 189 amino acids. The record is from RefSeq and is a predicted model, not a curated record. Gene Ontology annotation, molecular function: guanosine-3',5'-bis(diphosphate) 3'-diphosphatase activity. The transcript has 4 exons.
AACCGCAACAAAGCCAAACGCAUGCGCAGAUGCUGGAGUACAUUUCCAUUGCACUUAUUAUUGAGACAUUGUAAAUUGUGGGUUUCUGUGAUACUGGUCUGAUCUUUUUACCGAAACAAGGGAUGAACUUGGAAACUGUCCUGCUGCUCGAGACGGUCAACUUCGCCGCCGAGAAACACAAAACCCAGCGGCGCAAGGACCCCGAGGCCACCCCUUACAUCAACCACCCCAUCGGAGUCGCCAGAAUUUUAAGUUAUGAAGGUGGAAUCACAGACAUUACAGUCUUGCAGGCGGCACUGCUCCACGACACAGUGGAGGACACAGACACCAGCCUCCCCGAGCUGGAUGCUGUGUUCGGGGCCACAGUGGCACGGAUCGUUCAGGAAGUGACGGAUGACAAGGCGCUGUCCAAACAGGAGAGGAAGCAGCUGCAGGUCGAGCAUGCUCCUCACUGCAGCCACCAGGCCAAGCUGGUCAAGCUGGCUGACAAGCUGUACAAUCUCAGGGACCUGAACCGCUGCACCCCCUCCGGUGAGACUGCCCGCACGGGCACCCCCUCCGGCUGGACUCCGCAGCGUGUUCAGGAGUAUUUCACCUGGGCAGUGCAGGUAGUGAAGGGGCUCCGGGGGACAAACGCUGCCUUGGAAGAGAAGCUGUACCAGCUCUUUAAAGAGCGAGGCAUUGAGACUUGACCAGCAGAGGGAGCCAGAGAAAAUCUGUCAAUCAGAACCAUGAACAGAACACAACAGAACACACAGCUUUUCUUUCAGGUUGAUCGGGGGGAUAAAGACUUGGGUUUCGCUUUGGUUUAUACAUUUAUGUGAAUAAAAAAAAAAAAAUGAUGUGAUUUUUGUCCUGAUGCCUGGUUUAAUUAAAGACUUGAUCAUCUAAUUUCA